AUGGAAGGCACCAAGGACUACACAGUACCUCUGUCUUCUGAUCCAGAUUUGUGGCAAAAUGGCAGCUUCUUGUUCAACUUGACGAACACCAGCUCCGUUCACACUGCUGUUAUGCCACCAGCAAUGGACAAAUCUAUCAGUAUGAUUUUAAUAAUCGUCGUAUUCUUCACCAUGGUUUCAGUGGGAUGCACUAUGGAGGUGUCCAAGAUCAAGCAUCACAUAAUGAAACCUAAGGGGGUGGCCAUUUCCCUGCUGGCCCAGUAUGGCAUCAUGCCUCUCACAGCUUUUUGCUUAGCUAAGGCGUUCCAGCUGACUGAAAUAACGGCUGUAGUGGUUCUGAUCUGUGGCUGCUGUCCUGGAGGGGCUCUCUCCAAUUUUCUGGCUCUGGCUCUGCAGGGUGACAUGAACCUCAGCAUUGUGAUGACGUCGUGCUCCACGCUGCUGGCUCUGGGGAUGAUGCCGCUCCUGCUCUACAUCUAUUGUCAGGGCUUCUCCAACCUGCAGAGCGCCGUGCCUUAUGUUGACAUCAUCAAAUCGCUCAUCAUGAUCCUGCUGCCCUGUGGUAUCGGCAUCCUCAUCAACCACUACAGGCCGCAGUACUCUAAGACCAUCACCAAGGUAGGAGUCGUUCUAUUCAUCAUUGCCAUUGUGGCGCUGAGUGUCAUUACCUGCGUUGGACUUGGAGGUUCCAUGCUGACUGUGCUGUCUCCUCCACUCAUGGCCAUCGCUGCUCUCAUGCCCUUCAUAGGCUACUCCUCCGGUUAUAUCAUCUCUUCGCUCUUCAGACUCAGCCAGCCGGAGCGGAGGACGGUUGCUAUGGAAACAGGCUGUCAGAACAUCCAGGUGUGCUCCACCAUCCUGAAGUUAGCCUUCUCCUCAGCAGUGAUGGGCCCUCUGUUUCUGUUCCCCUUGCUCUACGGGCUCUUUCAGGGGAUGGAGGCGCUGGUACUCAUCCUGCUGUUCAGGUGUCACCAAAGAUUCACGAGAAAAAAGAAAGAGACGUACAAGCUGGCAACCACUGAAGACUGCCUCAAAGAUUCUUCUGCAAGGACUCUAUGA
Stegastes partitus (bicolor damselfish) is the source of this 1059-nucleotide messenger RNA. It is a transcript of the gene slc10a1, whose product is annotated as solute carrier family 10 member 1. Gene Ontology annotation, biological process: bile acid and bile salt transport. Lineage: Eukaryota; Metazoa; Chordata; Actinopteri; Pomacentridae. The transcript has 7 exons. Gene Ontology annotation, cellular component: membrane. Gene Ontology annotation, molecular function: bile acid:sodium symporter activity. The coding region runs from base 1 to 1059 and encodes 352 amino acids. The record is from RefSeq and is a predicted model, not a curated record.